AUGGAUAUUCUUCAAUUAUUGGAAAAUGCGAUUUUGAGUCCAGAUCCAACUCAAAGAACUCAAGCAGAAAUUGAAUUAAAUGAGGCAGCAAAUAACCAUUUUCCUCAAUAUAUUUCUUUAUUGAUUGAAGCUUUAAAUAAUAAUGAUGCCAAAACUGAAGUAAGACAAUUAGCAGGUAUUGGUUUAAAGAAUCAAUUAGUUUCAAAAGAUCCAAGAACAAAAUUAGCUCAGCAAGAUCGUUGGUUAAAAUUAGACAUUGAUUUAAAAACUAAGAUAAAAAAUCAAGCAGUUUUAGGUUUGAACAGUGAUAUUCAAAAAGUUGCUAGCACAGCAGCUCAAUUGGUCGCCGCCAUAGCAGAUAUAGAAUUACCAAGGGGAGAAUGGCCAGAAUUGAUUCCUAUAAUAAUUCAAAAUACAAAACUGGAAAAUCCCGAGAAUGUAAAAAGAGCUUCUCAAUUAGCUAUAGGUUAUAUAUGUGAAACAUCUGAUCACACGAAUCCAAAUAUUUUAUCACAAGCUUCAGGAAUCUUGAUUGCUAUUAUUCAAGGUGUUCAAAGUAAUGAACCAUCGACUAAUGUUAGAAUCACUGCUUUAAAUGCUUUGGUUAAUUCAUUAGAAUUUAUCAAAUUCAAUUUUGAAAAUGAAGGUGAAAGAAAUUAUAUCAUGCAAGUAGUAUGUGAAGCUACCCAAGCAGAUAAUUCUGAAUUACAAGCAAGUGCAUUUGGUUGUUUAGCAAGAAUAAUGUCAUUAUAUUAUAGAUUUAUGUCACUUUAUAUGGAAAAGGCUCUUUAUGGAUUAACAGUUUCAGGAAUGCAAAGCUCAGAUGAAAAAGUUGCUUGUAUGGCAGUAGAAUUUUGGUCAACUGUUUGUGAAGAAGAAUUAGAAAUUGCCUUACAAAGACAUGAUUUAGGUUUAGAUCCUUUACAAAAUGCUACAUCGCCUGAUUUGGUUACUUUUAAUUUUGCAUUGAUUGCUUCAAGUGAAGUAUUACCAACUUUAUUGACUUUAUUAACUAGACAAAAUGAAGAUCCUGAAGACGAUGAUUGGUCAGUCGCUAUGGCAGCAGGUGCUUGUUUACAAUUAUAUGCUCAAAAUAUAGGUGCUUAUGUUGUUGAUCCAACUAUAAAUUUCGUAAGCACUAACAUUACAAAAGAUAAUUGGAGAUCCAGAGAAGCUGCAGUAAUGGCUUUUGGCUCAAUCUUGGAUGGACCAAAUCAUGAUCAAUUGAAAAAUACGAUAAAGGAUGCAUUAAGUCCUAUAUUAGCUUUAAUCAAUGAUCCAAAUUUACAAGUUAAAGAGACAGUAGCUUGGUGUCUAGGUAGAAUUGCAGAUAUGGUAGUUGAUGCGAUUGAUAUUGAAACUCAAUUGCCUCAAUUGUUAGAAGCUUUAGUCAAAGGUUUACAGGAUCAUCCAAAAGUUUCAACAAAUUGUUGUUGGACAUUAAUGAAUUUGGUUGAACAAUUAUGCUCAGAGCAAGAUCAAGAAACAAAUGUUAUGUCACCAUACUAUCCAACUAUAAUUCCAGUAUUAAUGCAAGUUUCAGGUAGACCAGAUAAUGAGAAUAGUUCAAGAGCUUCUGCAUAUGAAGCAUUAUCAACUUUUGUAACGUAUAGUGCAUUAGAUACCAUGGGAAUAGUACAAAAUAUAGCAUCAGAAAUUCUUUCCAGGUUGGAAUCCACAAUAGAAUUACAAUCACAAGUAUCUACAACCGAAGACAAAGGUAAUUUGGAAGAAUUACAAACCAAUAUAUUAUCAUUAUUGACGAAUGUUAUAAGAAAAUUAGGAUCAAAUGUAAUAAAUGCAGCAGAUAAUUUGAUGGACAGAUUCAUAAAGUUAUUAAAUGCUCAAGAACCCAAUUCAGUUAUUGAAGAAGAUUUAUUUAUAGCUAUAUCAGCAUUAGCAAGUGCAAUCGGUGAUGGAUUUAUGAAAUACUUGGAAGCAUUUUUACCAUAUUUAACAAGAGCUUUAGAGAAUGUUGAUUCACCAACUUGUUUUACUGCUAUUGGAUUAGUGGGAGAUUUGGCACAAAGUUUAGGCUUACAAAUUACAGAAUAUCUCAAUGGAUUGAUGACGAUUUUAGGAAAUAAUUUAAGUAACCCUGACAUUAAAAGAGAAUUAAGACCAGCUAUAGUAUCAGCAUUUGGUGAUGUUGCGGCAGCUAUAGGAACCAAAUUUGCACCAUACCUUGAGUACGUCAUGAAUAUAUGUACAGAAGCUGCAAACAUAGAACCACAAGAUAAUUCAUUGGAAACCAUGGAUUAUGUAUUAGGUGUUCAAGAAGCAGUAUUAGAUUGCUUUGUUGGUAUCACUGCAGGCUUUUCAGAUCAACCUCAAACUUUAUAUCCUGUAGUUGGAACAAUAUUACAAUUCUUGCAAAAAAUCUCACAAGACUCAACAUUAUCAAAUAAUGAAUCAGUUGCAAGAUCAGCCACUGGGUUAAUUGGUGACUUAGCUGCUAUGUAUCCACAAGGUCAAUUUAAACAGUAUUUCGAAAAUGACUGGGUCACUGAAUUUAUCAAAAAGACAAGAUCGAACGUCAUGUUUGAAGAAAAAACAAAAGAUGCUGCAAGAUGGGCAAGAGACCAACAAAAAAGACAACAACAAAUACCAUCUCCAAUGGGUUAA
Molecule: messenger RNA, 2625 nt
Organism: Lodderomyces pseudojiufengensis
Lineage: Eukaryota; Fungi; Ascomycota; Pichiomycetes; Serinales; Debaryomycetaceae
Product: karyopherin beta
Exons: 1
Coding region: 1-2625 (874 amino acids)
Biological process (GO): protein import into nucleus
Cellular component (GO): cytoplasm; nucleus
Molecular function (GO): small GTPase binding; nuclear import signal receptor activity
Source: RefSeq, a predicted model, not a curated record